AUGGACUCUAUUCUUCUUGAAUCAACAUUACCUUUAAAAUAUAUAGCAUUCUCUCAUUGCUUCCGUACUGAAGCAGGUGCAGCUGGCGCCGCCACCAAAGGUCUUUACCGCGUUCAUCAGUUCAGCAAAGCAGAAAUGUUUGUCAUCUGCCGACCUGAAGAUAGUGAAUUCUUUCACCACGAACUCAUUCAGAUUGAAGAGGAUUUGUUCACUUCUCUAGGAUUACACUUCAAAACACUGGAUAUGGCCACAGCGGAUUUAGGCGCUCCAGCUUACCGUAAGUUUGAUAUUGAAGCAUGGAUGCCUGGUUUUGGACGAUUUGGCGAGAUAUCAAGCGCAUCGAACUGCACGGAUUACCAAAGCCGGAGAUUGGGAAUACGAUACCGCCCAUCUGAACCACUUCAGACGGGUCCUAAGAAAGGCAAAGCGAACCUUCCAGCUACUAAGUUUGUGCACACUCUAAACGCAACGGCGUGUGCGGUCCCGAGGAUGAUGGUGUGUUUGCUGGAGAAUUACCAGCAAGAAGAUGGAUCCGUGGUGAUCCCUGAGCCUCUUAGGCCUUUCAUGGGAGGCAUCGAACUCAUCAAACCGAAGCUCAAGUAG
This is a messenger RNA of Camelina sativa (false flax), 603 nucleotides long. The record is from RefSeq and is a predicted model, not a curated record. Lineage: Eukaryota; Viridiplantae; Streptophyta; Magnoliopsida; Brassicales; Brassicaceae.